Spea bombifrons (plains spadefoot toad) is the source of this 1480-nucleotide messenger RNA. It is a transcript of the gene SERP1, whose product is annotated as stress associated endoplasmic reticulum protein 1. Bases 155 to 355 code for a protein of 66 amino acids. Gene Ontology annotation, cellular component: endoplasmic reticulum. NCBI's taxonomy places the organism in Eukaryota, Metazoa, Chordata, Amphibia, Anura, Pelobatidae. The transcript has 3 exons. The record is from RefSeq and is a predicted model, not a curated record. Gene Ontology annotation, biological process: endoplasmic reticulum unfolded protein response.
CCGGUUGUGGGCGUGGCUGGCUGGAUUGCCUACGCUGGCAGCUCGGUGAGCCGGUACUUACUACUCACACACCCAGCGGAGCGAGGUGGUCGUGUUUUCGGGAGUGAUCGCCGUUUGUUCUUUCAGCUGAUCCCGCAGCGCUCUCAGUCCAACCAUGGUGGCCAAACAGAGAAUCCGGAUGGCGAACGAGAAGCACAGCAAGAACAUCACGCAGAGAGGCAACGUGGCCAAGACGUCGAGAAGUGCGACCGAUGAAAAGUCGUCUGUAGGACCCUGGUUGUUGGCGCUCUUUAUCUUCGUUGUCUGUGGAUCUGCUAUUUUCCAGAUUAUUCAGAGUAUCCGGAUGGGCAUGUAGACUCAGCCACCCUUCCAGAUGUUCCUUUUUCUCCUGUGAAGCAUAACAUGAACUCUGUUUUGAUCUAUCGACCAAGACAACGGCGAAACCAACGGAUUUCACGUAACUGCCCGUUCCAGAAUGACUACUCGCUACAUCGUUUGAGUCGUUCCAGAUUAUUCCACCAAAGUCAUUCCAAAUUUUCUAAUCCAUACCACAGUGCCUUCAAAGAGCACCAUAUGCAUAAAAGCAAUAAAAAAAGCAGAUACUCUGCUGUUUGUGGAGCUACUUAAUUCAGUGAAAUGUCAAUUUAUGUGGAAUCAGUUUGUAUGCAAUGUAGAUACAUGUAGUGUAAUAGGUGUUGUGUUGACAGCUGUUUGUUAAAUAUUCUGCCUUUUUAAUGUAUAAAAUUGGUUAAUUUUUAAUUUAAAAAAAAAAAAUCAGAAGCUGGAUAACAAAUCUUUACAUAAUUGGAAUUUUCUUUUAUCUGCUGCAAGAUAUUGUGGUUAUGUAUUGUUGCUCCCACGUACACAUGCCAUUGUUGAAGACUUUGCAGAUGUUACAGGUUAGCCUAGUUGCUCCGUCUGGAGUAGCAGCAUUAGCGCUUAUAUUAGCGGAACAAAUAGCCAUGUAGAUAGGUGUAAAGGAGAAAAAAAGUCACAUGCGCCACCGGCCAGUGAGCAGCCUUAUGUGCUCUUUUCUGCAUUCUACUAGAGAGCACGCUCUCUCAGUGAUCGAUACAGAAUAGGUACCACGCACAGACUGCUUUGUGAUAUUCAGGGUUCCAACACCGGCCACUGGGUGCCAGCCAACGCAUCGUUUCUACUCCCAUCUGUGGCAGGUGCUGCUAAGUUUUAAUUCACUUGGGAAAGGCCACUGCUGCUUUCAAAUACUGCGGACGCAUAUGUUUGACUUGUACUACGACUAAUUUUUGCAUGCAAAAUAUUCCAUUCCCGAUUCAACUACUUACUUUCAGUUAGAUGACACUCUAACUUUUGCAUCCUUUUGUGAAGGCAGAGCGGCAUGGCUCGCGCAAGUAAGAGGAAAUAAUGUAAAGGUAUUGAAACAAACUGUGUGAUCUACGUCGUAAGUAGUGUACAUUUGGCACGUUUUUUAAAAAAUACAAAUAAAAUGUUACAAAAAGUG